AUGGCAGACAACAUUGAAUCCCUUGCUCGUUCGAUCCCAGAUCCGAUCUCCAUACAACCUCGCGAUCUCUCUCCUUCCCCGUCUUUGUCGCCGACUCCCGCUAUUUCAUCCUGCCCUUCUCCUGAUCGGACGUUCUCUACAGUAUCCUCGGUCUCAAAUUUAUCAGGCGAUGGAGGAUCCUCGGUUUCCACGUCCUCCCGGAGACGUGGCUAUAUCAGACCCCAAGGCGCUGUAUUUGCAGAGUCUGCAAAAAAUCGCGAGAGCGUAAUGAGUUUAGGGAGCAUCGCGCAUUUACAGUAUUACUUUGCUCGAACGGGGCUAUUGGAUGGUAAAGGCGGACAGUUGGCCCGUGCAAAAAAGAGACGGGAUUCUGAUAUUCCUAAGCUCAUGUUGACUCAACAGACGCAUUUUGGCGGGGAUUUGACUGAAAGUCCCAUCGAGGAAGUCAGCGAUUUGGCGGAAGAAUGGGAUGAAAAUGAACCGGCCAUGCUACCUCCAACCGUGAGCACAUAUAGUGUUCGCACGCACCACAUCCCUCCCCCGAUAGACAUUGAAGAGCUUAGAAGGGAUCUACAGUCCGCCUUGGAUAAAGCCAGAAACGUCUUAACUGCUACGAGAGAUCAACUGGCAGCCCAGGCUUCUGCACCCGUAUCGAGUGACCAGACGCCUGAAAAUAUGUCGGAUGCUGCAGAGGAAACGUCUGAAAACCCACCAUUAACGAAGCCUCCGCAGGGAUGGCAUGAGAUCGAAGGCAUGCAUAUUCUCGAUGUGGUAACCCUUGCUAUUCGAGCUGCUAGAAUCUACUACACUUCUCAUGAAAAUCCAGUACGCUUAGACUCUAUCAAGAGCGAGAAGAAAAUCCGUGACGAGCUGCUUGGUAUUUUGGACGUAUUGAGAAAAUGGGCAGGGCGAAAUUUUGUGGGUGGGUUAAAGGAAGAAGAAAGAAACGUUAUGCUUGGAUGGAUAGCGGGAGUGGAAGCGAUGGUUGGCAAAGAAAGGGAGCUUGAAGAGGCGGAUAUACAAAAGAGGGCCAGCUGGAUCUGGGCGAGCGGAGAUUGGUCAGGGCGAGAGCGCGAGAGGGAGCAGGCGUUCCUUCAAAGCUUUGAGGAGUCCGAGGCGAUACCCGCAUGGGAACCUGCCGAAGAUUGUCCCCUUCCCACACAGUUUCUCUCUCGCUGGCAGGAUGGUCGACGCCUUGUGCGAUUACAUAACGCAGCUGUCAGGAUGUCAAAGCGUCCUUUUGGAGAAAUUAGAACCUUCCAUGAAGAUGUCGGAAAACCGUACCGAAUGGCUGACAAUAUUCGCUACUGGGCCAAGGCCGCUGAAAUUCGAUGGGAGAUCAAACUUGAUGUAGACGCGUUGGCGGUUGUCAAUGGAGACAGCGAUGAGGCAUGGAGGAAACUUGACCAGGCGCUGUUUAAGUGGUGUCAAGGUGUUCGAGAAGAGCUGAUCCGGGAUUGGACAAAGAAAAAUCCGGAUCCAAUAUUAUCCAUCGUUCCGCCAGACGAGUCUGAGGUAUGA
Coccidioides immitis RS is the source of this 1521-nucleotide messenger RNA. RefSeq lists its product as uncharacterized. The coding region runs from base 1 to 1521 and encodes 506 amino acids. The transcript has a single exon. The record is from RefSeq and is a predicted model, not a curated record. NCBI's taxonomy places the organism in Eukaryota, Fungi, Ascomycota, Eurotiomycetes, Onygenales, Onygenaceae.